AUGGAGGAGUAUUCCGAAGAAAUAUUUUGCUGUUCUCAGUGGAUCAAAAAUGGAAAAUUCGAAAAAGUAUGCAUCCAAUUACCGGACUACAUGUUGUGCAAAAGCGUAUCAAUUUCAUCUGAAUUUGAAAGACUGUUGGCUCACCGUGUAUACAUACUCGGCGAUACAUCGUAUGGCAGCUGUUGUGUUGAUGAAACAGCCGCCCAACACAUAGCUGCUGAUUGUAUCAUUCAUUUUGGACGGUCUUGUCUGACACCAAAUAGGCAGCUUCCUGUCUAUUACAUUCUUCCUAAACAGCCGUUAGACGAUGUCCAGUGUGCCAAUUCGAUAAUCAAAACCUUUGAAACUGAUGAGGAACUGGUUUUGGUAUUGUACGAUGUGGCUUAUCAUCAUGUACGAGAUCAUUUGGCAAAAUCAUUAGCACCUGCGAAGUCAAUAAUAUUGUCUGACUUGGAUUUAAAGGAACAAAAUACUACUAGUUGUACUGUAUCCGAUGGCCAAGAAUAUACAUGCAUAUUUGGAAGACGAUUUCCCGACUUAAAUUACAAAAAUAUUGUUUACAUAGUUCACGAUAACUACAUGAACAAUGUUGAUAGAUUUAUACUAGAGAGAAAAGAAUGUCAAGUAUAUAUCUAUCAAAAUAGUUGUAAUAUAUUAACACAACGAACCUUGUCGUCAGUGAUAAAAAAAAAACACUAUACAAAAGAAAAGAUAAAAGAUUCUACUCAUAUUGGAAUACUCAUAUGUAGUUUGAGCAUCAGAGAUUUACUCGAGCGUAUUAAUAGAGUUAAAUGUUUGUGCAAAAAGACAAACAAAAAAUGUUACAUUUUUUCUGUUGGACGUCCUAAUGUUGCCAAAUUAGCUAAUUUUCCAGAAAUUGAAAUCUUUGUGAAUAUUACAUGUGCAGAGGGUGUCAUAGAAAAUCAAAAAGAAUACAUGCAACCAAUUGUUAAUAUUGAUGAUAUUGAAUUGGCUUUGGGGACUGAUUACUCAAAUUUACCCGAUGUGUCUUUAGUAACCAACAAAUUAAGAAACAUAACAAUGCCUAAUGAGGAAAUCGAGUUAUCUUCAGCAUUAAAUGUCAGAACAGAUAUGUCAUUAUCAAAGGUUACUCAAAAUAGAACAUGGACAGGGCUCAAUCCACACGACACACGACCUCCAGUUAUAAUAGCUACUGAAGGAAGGAAAGGUACACCGAGCUCUGGAUAUAUAACAUCUGAUUCAGAUCACCGUAGCUAA
Molecule: messenger RNA, 1239 nt
Organism: Macrosiphum euphorbiae (potato aphid)
Lineage: Eukaryota; Metazoa; Arthropoda; Insecta; Hemiptera; Aphididae
Source: the annotation of a GenBank genome assembly